AUGGGGCGGAGCAGCCCGGGGGAGCGGCGAGGGCUGCUGGCGGCGGCCGAGCGGGGGCGGUGGGUGCACCGGCUGGAGCACGUGGCGGGCGCCGAUCGCUGGGCUGAACCCGCAGCCCCGCCCCCCUGCACAGGCAGCGAGCGCCCGGUGCGCCGGGGCCGCUUCUUGAGUCAGUCCUCGCGGGUUCGUCGUCGAGGCAGCGUCGUCCUGGGUCCGCUCCGCCGUCUUCCCUGCGCGACUCCUCCCGCCGGCCCCGUCAUGAUCUCGGCUCCGCGCUGCCCGCCGGGCGUCUGGGGGCUCCUGGCGCUGCUGCCCCUGCUGCCCCUGCCCGGGGCUCGCGGAAGGCAAUGUAAACCACUAGAACUAGAAAAUGGCAGGUUUCAUUUCACGGUUCUCCAGGUUGGUGCAACAGGAAACUUCUUCUGUAAUGAAGGGUACAGAUUAAUUGGACCGACUUCUGUCAAAUGUGUGGUUUCAGAAAAUGGAGUUGAUUGGGAUAAGGAGGUUCCACUUUGUCAAGCAAUACCUUGUCGUCCACCUCCUGAUAUCACCAAUGGAUCCCAUACUGGUCAGAGUGAACAACAGUUUCUCUAUGGCUCAGCAGUAACUUACAAAUGUGACCAGGGCUUCUCUCUUAUUGGAGAGGCCUCCAUUCAUUGUACAACGAAAGAUAAUGUCGAUGGAGAGUGGAGUGGGCCUGCCCCUGAAUGCAAAGUGGUCAAGUGUCCAGAGCCAGAAGUCAAAAAUGGAAAAAAGCAAUCUGGGUUUGGACCCCAUUAUUCAUAUGGAAACACCGUAAUAUUUGAAUGUGAUUCUGGCUACACUCUGACUGGUAGCAGUUCAGUUAAAUGUGAAGCUAACAAUUCAUGGUUUCCAUCUUUGCCAACUUGUCUACGGUCGAACACUGGUAUCACGAUUGCUACUGGGCAGAACACUGGUACCACGAUUGCUAUUGGAAAGAUGCCUAUCAUUCUGGCAGUGCUGAUUACGAAUUUGCUCAUCAGACAGUGAACAUGUUGGAAGAAAAUGGAAAAAUUGAAGGAAACAUCAUAUGAUUGCACUAAACGUCUCUCGUGAUCCCAGAGUCCUCUCAUUACAUUUGUAUUCAGGGUUGUGGAUUUUGCUGUUGCGAGCAAGAGCCUGUUGAGAUUUCUAUUUGGAGGUUUUGAUCUUGAAGUACUUAUUAUUCCUUUUAAAAUAAAGAUUAAUGAUGCCAAAGAUACUCAUUGAAUUGCUGUAGGCUUUUGUUAAUUCAAAUUUAUCCUCCGUUUUUAAAUCAAAUCUCCAGAAUAAUCAGUGUUCCUUUGCUCUCAUGUCCAAAAAACUCCAAAAACAAUAACAAAAAACCCCCAAACUAUUCUUACCCCAAGUCUUAUAUUUAAUGUGUCCUCAGUGUGGCAUCCCAGAGUGAAGUGUGUGGAUGUGUGUAAGACUCAGGUGUUUAGAAUCCACACUAUCAAAUUUUUAAGCCAGUAUUGAGAGCCAAAAUAAAUGACCUCUGUUUCCUUAUGAGCACUUUCUGAUAAGUAAGCAGUAAAAUAGUUAUACUUGUGAGCAAAUUCUUCUAUGAUUCUGUGCCUAAACUAAAUGUCUUUAUUUUUAUAUUUCAGUAGCUGAAAAUAAGUUUGGUAGCAUUUAAAGCAAGCUUAUUACAUUCAGGAAAUAAUUCUCUGCUGUGAGAAGGUGUGCAUCACCAAAUGCUAUUUUGUCACUAUCACUGAACACAUAUCAUUUGUAUUUAUACAAGUUGUACAGAAUUUUACUUGGCCAUCUGCAUAUUUAUCAAAUGAAAAAAAUGGAAUUUCUGUGUUGUACUUAAGCCUUUUCUCUGAAUAAAAGGAAUAUGGU
Messenger RNA from Emys orbicularis (European pond turtle), 1848 nucleotides. Its product is annotated as complement receptor type 2-like. The record is from RefSeq and is a predicted model, not a curated record. Bases 1 to 1011 code for a protein of 336 amino acids. Gene Ontology annotation, cellular component: plasma membrane. Lineage: Eukaryota; Metazoa; Chordata; Testudines; Emydidae. The transcript is spliced from 9 exons. Gene Ontology annotation, biological process: T cell mediated immunity; negative regulation of complement activation, classical pathway.